GCUCACUCGAUACCUCAAGAGCUGAUCACGCGUCUAUUUGGCAACCGCCUUGCCUGCUCUCCAAUCGUCACAAUUGAGCCGAGACGACGUAAGUUUCACAAACCGAUCACGUUGACCAUUCCACUGCCGAGACGGCCAGAUCCCAGCAUUAGAGAUUGCCACGAAGCUGGUAGCCUGGGGACAACUACUCCGGUACCGGUGAACAAUGUGCGCCUCCUCUGUAGCAUCACUGGAGGGAAUGCACCAGCCGUCUGGGAGGACAUCACAGGCUCCACGCCGAUGACUCGCCAUAAAGACUGCAUUUCAUUCACGACAACGGUUUCAGCCAGGCUCUGGAUGGUCGAGUGUCCCAUGCUGCAAGAGGUGACAGAGCCCGCCAGUCGGCUGUACCGCGAGAGCAUCACACCGCCCUACAUCGGCCGGUUUGUUGUGUUCGCCCAGCCGAAUGAGCCACUUUCUACCUCAAUACCCAGCGUCCACGGCUCUCCUGGCUCCACGUCGAAUGUGGCCAAUAUAGACACUUUUGCGCGUACGCCCACUGGGCAGGAGAUGGUCUCGUUGCCAAGAUCGCCGUCUCGAUCACGAACUCUGGCUCGAGACCAGCCGCUGUUGCGCUGUCUCUGUCUUAUUGAUGACACCGCAGACAAGACGCUGGAGUGCCUUGAGCACUUUCAACUGGUAGCUACAGGACCUUCAACCGAAGUGAGUCCCAUCUGCUUAGACUUUUGA
This is a messenger RNA of Protopolystoma xenopodis, 729 nucleotides long. The record is from the annotation of a GenBank genome assembly. Lineage: Eukaryota; Metazoa; Platyhelminthes; Monogenea; Polystomatidea; Polystomatidae.